This is a messenger RNA of Eriocheir sinensis (Chinese mitten crab), 9943 nucleotides long. Its product is annotated as NFX1-type zinc finger-containing protein 1-like. Lineage: Eukaryota; Metazoa; Arthropoda; Malacostraca; Decapoda; Varunidae. Gene Ontology annotation, molecular function: zinc ion binding; helicase activity. The record is from RefSeq and is a predicted model, not a curated record. Gene Ontology annotation, biological process: regulatory ncRNA-mediated heterochromatin formation. Gene Ontology annotation, cellular component: nucleus; nuclear RNA-directed RNA polymerase complex.
AGUCCCGUCGCUAACCCGUAGUCAUCACGUCCCGCCCCGCCGCUCGCAGCUCCCGAACACAGGGAGAGACCAAACCAUGGACAGGGGCAAGGCAUUCUCCAACCCUUACAGCAGGGCCUACAGACCACCAAGACAAGGUCCCCAACACAGAGGCAGGGGCCGCGGCAGAGGUGGUGAGCGGGGCGCCAUGAGCAUGGAGUCCUUGAAUAUGUCCAGCAAUUGGUGUCAAAAUUCUGGUAACAGAGCUGGACGGAGGCAACAUUUUGAUGGCCAAGAGGAAUGGAGGCAAGACACUGGUGGUCAAGAUGGAAGGAGACAAACAUUUGUUGAUCGUGAUGGUUGGCAACCGAGACCUUAUGGCAACAGGGAUGGGAGGGGCUGUGAGCAAGACGAGCCAAGUGGAGAGAACCGAUACUAUGGCAGUCGUGGCGGGAGGAGAGGAGGAACCUUUCCUCCUCGUGGUGGUUCCCGGCAGACUCGGGGCCCCUCAAACAACCCCAGAGGUGAAGGGAAGGAUUCACAUUUCCACAACAGCAGGAAUAAACAGAGAGAGCGUCCUGUGGGUGACAGAGAGCUGGAGAGACUGACCACACUACAGCCGGACUUGGUGGUCUUUGAGCUUCUGAGUGAAAAAUCCGGCCUCCCCUUGCUUAUAGAGGAAGGUAACUUUACGCCCCAUAAAAUGGAGUUGACGGUGAAGGUUCUGGCACGGGUCACCGCCACCCAGUCAAACAGGGACAACAUGUACCAACUCCUGAACAAGACCUGCACGGAGAAUUUUGUGUCCAAGUUGAUGGGCCACGCACUGACCCUGAAGAGGGAAUACCCGGAGAAGGGGCCCGUCUUCUUUGCUGAGCUGCACACGCUGCUGGAGACCUUCGCCAGUGGCAUGACCUCCAUUGCCAUCAAGCGUCUGGUGAAUCUGGUUGACGGAUGUCACUCUGCCCUUGUCACAAUGGAGGCAGAUGGAUUUGUGGAGAACUCUUUAGUUAAAAAGUAUAAGGCUUUGAUGGAUUUCCUGACAGAGGAAGGGAAGAAGUGGGCUCAGGAGGAGAAGAUGGACAGUCAGGAGAGAAAGAGGAAAAGGGAGGCAGAAAUGAAUAACAUGGAACCACCAGAUGAUUUCAGGGAGAUGUCUGUUCUUCCGACCCAAAUGGACAUCACAGACACCAACCGCCCCUUCCUGCGCAAGAAUUUGGUGUCUGGCGGCUAUGCCGACGGACAGCACUACCUGGACGUCCAGUUCAGACUCCUGCGCGAGGACUUUGUGCGGCCCCUGAGGAUCGGCAUCAGCCAGUUUAGGAGUAACACAAAGUCUCGCAUAAUGGACGUCAGGAUUUACAGGAAUGUGACCUACAUAGACUGUAAGGUGGAGCGUCGGAGAUUAUUCCACGAGGUCCAGUUAGGGUCCAUGAAAAAGAUGAAACUGGAGAAUUCCAAGAGACUCAUUUAUGGAAACCUGGUGUGUAUCAGCAAUGAUAACUUUUCCACGAUGGUCCUUGGCUCCGUGGCUGACAGGACCCCAGAGAAAAUCAGGCAAGGAAUCAUUGGCAUCGAGUUUGAAUCUGACAUCAAAAACUUUGACACGUCCAGCCAGUUCACGAUGAUUGAGUCGAGGGCAUACUUUGUGGCCUACAAACACGUCCUGCAGGCACUGAAGGAGAUGCCGGAGAACAUCCCGAUGGAGAAGUAUGUGGUGCAAGUUGAGGCCCUCAUUGACCCCCCCCAGUACCUGGCCCCGGAGGAAACCUACGACCUGAGGGUGAUGAAAAGCAGCUCCUUGAUGAGGAGAGCCGAGGCAGUCAUGAUGCUCAAUAGGCUGAGGCGAGGCCAUGACCAAUAUGAAAAGGAUCAGCAUGAGGAUGUCAACACAACACCUGAGUCAAGGCGACUUCAGAGAGUUCAGGUCACCAGGACGCUUCUCGACUGGCCGUCAGAGGCGGAGCUUGGCCUGGACAGCUCCCAGCGGCGUGCACUGCGCAGUGCACUCACGCGGGAGCUGGCCAUCAUCCAGGGGCCUCCAGGCACGGGCAAGACAUUCAUUGGCCUUAAAAUUGUGCAAACCUUGCUGCACAACAGUCAUGUCUGGAAGACAAAGGAGAACCCAACACCCAUCCUGGUGGUGUGCUUCACAAACCACGCCCUCGACCAGUUCCUGGAGGGCAUGACCACCUUCACCAAGAGCAUCGUGAGAGUUGGCUCCCGGACACAGAGUGAGAAGAUAGAUGAGUUCCAGAUCAACAAACUCGUGCGAUCUGUUGUCAGCUCCCGAUCAUUACCACAAAACAUUCAUAACGUAAAGUCAAAUCUCACCAAUGAGCUCAAUAUCUUUGAGAACAAUUUCCAUGAGUUAGAAGUGGUUGAUUAUGAGUGUGGUGCUGCAAGAGGCAUUCUCCACCUGAGUGCAUUAGCUGACAACGUAAUCCCUGACCACAUCCUCCAACAGCUCCACCAAGCACCAGAUGAAAAAGUUCUAACACACUGGCUGACACAGAGCUACCAUGCUCCAGGCACCACCUCAAGACUCUUGUGGCAGCAGCCUAGUGACUCUACAGUACAAGGCAGGCCUUCUCAGGAGCAGCUGCCAGGUGCAAAAGAGGACAGUGACAUUGAUGAAGAUGUAUUCCAUGAUGCUGAGGAACUUAUUGAGACAGAGGAGAGAGAGAGAAAGUUGGAUGAUGACAUUGAAGAGCCUCUUAUUAGACGGGUAAAUCGAGUGGAAUUUGAGGUAACCAAGUGGGAACUAGAGGAAACAUUAAAGUUGCUGCGGCAAAAAUCUAAGGAAAAUGAGGAUGCUUAUCUGAGCCACAUGAUAAUUUCCAGGAAGCUGGAGGCCAUCAAGAUCGGUCUUGACAUACCUGUUAAUUGCUAUGACAUGGAGGCACUUGAAGCUGUUCCCCAGCUUAACAUCUGGCACCUUGAACCGAGGCUGAGGUGGCAGCUGUACAAUCACUGGCUGGCAAAGCUUCAGAGGCGUGCUAAGGCAGCGCGGGCAAAAAUCACAGUGGAGUUACCGAGGAAAGUCAAGACUUAUGAGGAAGUCCGGAAUGCCGAGUAUUUGCACACGAUGAGAAGGGCGGCCAUCGUGGGCAUGACAACGACCGGCGCCGCACAGCACAACAACAUCCUGAGGGACCUUGCACCGGCCAUAGUCGUCAUUGAGGAAGCUGCCGAGAUCCUAGAGUCACACGUCAUCACAUCCCUGACUGCCGGCUGCCAGCACCUCAUCAUGAUAGGCGACCACCAGCAGCUGCAGCCCAGCGCGACGGUGUAUGAACUGGCCACCAAGUAUGGCCUGGAGACCUCCCUCUUUGAAAGGAUGAUCAAGAAUGGCUUGGCGUUCGAGACCUUGGAGUACCAGCACCGCAUGCGGACAGAGAUCUCGCAGCUGCUGGUGCCUCCCCCCCUGACGCUAGGACCAUCAUCCCCAGUCCAGGACUACCCGAGGGUGCUUGGCAUGGUCCACAACGUGUUCUUCCUGAAUCACCAGGAGCAAGAGCGGGCGGAGUCGGAUGACAACAACAGCCACGAGAACCAGCACGAGGCGGAGCUGAUCAUGGGUCUGUGUCGCCACCUCAUGCUGCAGGGGUACAGCCCUCAGGAGGUCACCAUACUCACCGCCUACUCGGGACAGUUCUUCCUCCUCAGGAAGCUUCAGCGACAAUACCCAGAAUGCACCGGAGUGAGGGUCGCUGUGGUUGACAACUUCCAGGGUGAGGAAAACAAGAUCAUCCUCCUUUCCUUGGUAAGAAGCAAUCCCGAGGGGAAUGCGGGAUUCCUGCGCAGAGACAACCGUGUCUGUGUGGCCCUGUCCCGCGCCAAGCACGGCCUCUACAUCACCGGCAACAUGGGCCUGCUGAGUGAGUCCAGCAGCCUCUGGAAGAAGAUCAGUGGAGACCUGGUGCAGUCCGGGAGUCUGGGCCUGGCCUUCACUCUGCGCUGCGAGAACCACCCGGACCAGGUUGUAACUGUGGCCACAGGGGCGGACUUCCUAGCCAAGAGCCCCGAGGGUGUGUGUGUGCAGGUGUGUGGCAAGCCACUGCCAAACUGCCGGCACCCCUGUCCCAGAGUGUGCCACAUGGAUGACCCUGAGCACGAGGAGUACAAGUGCCAGGUGCCAUGUCCCAAGACCCUGUGCAGCCUGGACCACAAGUGCCCAAAGCUCUGCCAUGAGAUCUGUGGCCCCUGCAUGGUCAUCCUGCCCAAGCCCCUCCCCUGCGGUCACACCCACAGGAUCCCUUGUCACGUGGCCCCAGAGUCUCACAAAUGCCCAACGAUGGUGGAGAAGAAGAUCCCUGCCUGCGAACACGUGGUCACCAUGCCCUGUCACCACAACCCAAGCACCUUCACUUGCCCCGAGGACUGCGACACAAAAGUACUGUGCGGCCACAAGUGCAGGAAGAAGUGCCACCGCACCAAGGACCCAGACCAUCUGGAGUACUCCUGCCAGGAGGCCUGCACAAAGAUCAACGUGGGCUGCACACAGAAACACCCGUGCCUCAAGAAGUGCUACCAGGAGUGUGGGGCGUGUGUGGUCAAGGUGGACAAGAAGCUUCCCUGCGGGCACGAGCAGAAGGAUGUGGAGUGCUCCCAGCCAGCGGAGGAAAUUCAGUGCAAGAAGUACUGCAAGAAGACCCUUCCCUGCGGGCACGAGCAGAAGGAUGUGGAGUGCUCCCAGCCAGCGGAGGAAAUUCUGUGCCUGAAGGACUGCAAGAAGACCCUUCUCUGUGGCCACAAGUGUAAAAGAUUGUGCUUCAAGGAGUGUGGGGACUGCCAGGUGCCAGUGAAGAAGGUCGUGGAAGCCUGCGGCCACUCCAUCAUAACUUGGUGCAGCAAGUCGGCAACCACAGACAAGUGCGACGGCCCGUGCCCCAAGACCCUGCCGUGUGGCCACCCCUGUCGGGUAAAGUGCAAGGAUGCAUGUACCCCCGAGUGUCCCGAGCUGGUGGUGUCUGCUAACACAUGUCCUAAGGGCCACGUUAUCGAGCUGCCCUGCCACCUCAACACCAAGGUGGUGGGGGAGGCAGCGUGGGACCUCUGCAGUGCCCCCUGCGACAAGAAGCUGGACUGUGGGCACCAGUGUGUGGGGAUGUGUGGCCGCUGCCUCCACGGCCGCCUCCACCUCGACUGCAACAAGCCGUGCAAGAGGCCGCUGGUGUGUGGGCACAUCUGCAAGUACCCGUGUAGAGCCACCUGUCCACCGUGUCAGGAGAAGUGCCAGUGGAAGUGCAGCCACAGCCAGUGCCGCCAGCUGUGUGGGAGGCUCUGCCAGCCCUGCAAAGAAAUGUGUGAGGUGGGCUGCAAACACAAGAAAUGCACAAAGAGGUGCGGGGAUUCAUGCGAGUGGCGCUGCAAACAACACAAGGAAGGCAACGGGGAGUGUGGAGAGGACUGUUCCCGGAAGCCCUGCCAGGAGCCGUGCAAGGAGAAGCUCAAGUGCGGCCAUGAGUGUGUGGGCUUUUGUGGGGACCCCUGCCCCCCCCUGUGCCGAGAGUGUGACCACGACGAGCUGACAGAGUUUGUGCUGCUGGGGAAUGAGGAUGAGCCAGAUGCCAGGUUCGUGUGGCUGGAGGACUGCGGCCACUGCAUCGAGGUGGAAGGCCUGGAGGGGUGGCUGCAGCAGGAGGACACUGCUGUGGGGAUGAAGACUUGUCCCAAGUGCAGGACCACCAUUUACAACAACCGGCGCUACCAGAACAUUGUGUUGCAGACACACAAGGCAGUGCUGGCCAUCAAGAAAAAGUAUUACCAGGCCCAGAACAACAUCAAGAUGAGGGACAUUGAGCUCAUCUUGCAAGAUGAAGAAAUAUAUCACUGCUUCAAGUCUGAAUGUAUAUUCCUUCUUAAGAAAAUUGGAGCAGGACCAAGCAAGAAAGAAAGGCCAUUUGUAAGUUUCAGUGUUAGGGAGAAGACUCUGUGUCACUUCCAAGCCCAGGUCUUGAAAAAAGCAACCUCCAUCCUGAACCAGCAACAGACUGCAGGCUCCACACUUAUGUCCCUCGAAGUGCCUAGUGGCCCUAUCUCCUGGCACCUGUCAGUCUUUUGGCCCUUGGUUAAGGCGAUGAUGGCCCCGGUGUCCCUCAAAGCGACUAGGGGCCCUACCUCCAAGCACCUGGCAGUCCUCAGGCCCUUGGUCGAGGCGGUGGUGGCCGGCGUGAUGGAAAAGACCACCACCAUAACCCCCCAGAUGGAGCGUGAGGUGUCGUGUGAGCUGCAGCGGCUGGCGGUGCUCCCGGUGUACUGGACCUUCCAGGAGAAGUCUGCUGUCUAUCAAAACAGCAAUGUGGCAGCAAUCAAAGCCAAGCUGGAGGCUCUGCUGAACCCCACGGUGAUCUUUGAUGAGGAGCUCGACAAGAAGGUGCGAGCCCUCCUCAAGGAGAGCGAGAAGUACGUGGGAGGCCUUGGGAUUAGUGAUGAAGAGAAGAUGCUUAUUCUUAAGGCUAUGGGUCUCCGCCAAGGACACUGGUACAAAUGCCCCAAUGGACACGUCUACUGCAUCACUGAGUGUGGGGGGGCCGUGGUAAAGAGCAACUGCCCUGAGUGUGGUGGUUGUAUUGGUGGCAGCAGUCACAGGCUGAGGGGGGACAAUGCCGUGGCCACAGAGAUGGAUGGGGCAAGGCAUGGCACGUGGUCAGAACACAACAACAUGGGAAACUUCGACCUUAAUAUUGUUACACCUCCGGCCCGUGCACCACACUCCAAGCACGGGCAAGCGGCGUGCCGCAACCCAAACCACCACACUCAGGUCAUGAACCCAGAACAGCCACAAGACAAUGCCACGCCACACUCCCAAGGCCGCUACACCACCGCGGAGGCAAGGCACACUUAAACACAGGGCAGGUUUUUCACUUUAAUCCACAGCUCCACCCACAUCAGCAGUUUACAAGGCACAGUAACUCCAGGCAUUCAGAGUGGCACGAGACAUGGCACUAGGCUCACGGAGGCGAGCAGGGGUACAGAGACAGAGAGGCAGCUAGCGGCGCAAGACCACCUCAGGCAACGUCUGUCUCUACUCUCUCCCGCCACGCUGUGGUGCACCCUGCCCGCCAGCCACCUCACACCUCCGCGCCCCAAACUAGCACCCUUAAAAUACAACAAAUAAUGCACAAAAAUACCCCCCUGGCGUAACAAUAUUAAGGGUUCUCUCACCACCACCACCACCACUACAGCAGUAACAACACAACACAAGAACCUAGCAAGUUGGCCCAAACAAUAUACUGGAUGCUAUAACCCACCACCACCACCACAACAACAACAACAACAACAACAACAACAACAACAACAAAAAUAAAAACAAAAACAACAGCAACUCCUACAGUGACAACACAACACAACGCAGCACAAGAACCUAGCAAGCUGGCCCAAACAAUAUACUGGAUGCUGUAACCCACUGCCACCGCCUCAGAAUUCAACUUUGCCACUGUAAUAUUUCUUUAGGUCAGCGCUGAUCUGUCAUAAUUUGGAAAGCACAAGGGGAAGCCACAAACAAUUAUAUGUAUAAGUGAUUGAUGGGUUUUUUUCAAGUGAUUUCUCUGCUGCUGAUAUUAAGGCAGAAUUUUCUCUCCUUUGUGCUUAUUCAGUGAAGGUAAAGUUAGGGGCACAAGGUGUAGCUGCGCUUGGCCUCAGUGCUCGCCUCCAUUCCAUUGGCCCUUGAGCCUGUGGUGGCCAGCAGCACCUUACCCCAUAUUAGCUUGAAUAUAGUGCCUCAUUUGCUUGUGUUAAAGUCACUCAUGUAAAACUUGGCCCCUCCCCUCACAGUACAGUUGAUUGAGGAAGUCUCAAGAAAAGUAGUGUUCCUUUCGAAGUAAAUACCUUAAGUUUUCCUUUAAGACAUGGUUUGAAAGUCAGACAGAAAAGUAUAUAACUAUACACUAUACUUGGAAAGCCUCCCCACACACACACACACACACACACACACACACACACACACACACACACACACACACACACACACACCUUCUCUCUCGUCAGUUAUUUUAUGUGGCACCUUUGUAUAAAACAUUCAGAUAACUAUUUGGCUACACUACAAGGUAUCAGUACACUAAAGAGUUGAGUCACUGCCUGCAUAGAGUUAGAUUGAGGUGAAGCAUAAAGAUGUGGAUUAAUGUUAUUUGAUUAUUCAUUUGGUCUUAAUAUUAUCUGUAUAAAGAUGUAGAGGAAUGUUAAUUGAUCAUUUGUUUGGUCUUUAUAUCAUCUGUUUACCUCAGACCAAUGCGUUGGUUAUCUUAAAAGUCGUAGGUUAUUUCCAAGACCCUGUCAAUAACAUUAAGUGAGGACUUCCUGUAGCCUGCUGUAGGGACCCCUACCCACUCCUGCUCUGCCCUGCCCUAGCGUCUCUGCCAAAACUGUGCCCACAAAUGACACAGCUGCAUCACACGGUGACAAUUAUAUCCUUGUGACAUGUUCUCGACGUUUUCCAUCAGAGGAUGAAUGAGGCAGUCAUAACACUACCACCAUUAAUUAUUGUGCAUGCAUAUACUAAUUGAUUGAUACUUACUUAAAUAUCAGUAAGUCAGCUGCCCUCCUUUCGAUGUCAUAAUUAAUGGGGUGUAAAAGGUACAGGGAGAAAAUUGCUGCCACCGAGUGAUCCUUGCUUAAGGGGCGCAGGGGCAGGGUGCACUGGGCAUGUUUGGUGCACAUAGGAUGGCAAAUUAAGGCCUCGGGCAGUUCAAGACCUUCCUUGUCGAGAGAAUCCACGAUCUUGAGUGUCGUGAUUCAUGAUUUCAGAGCUAAGUUUUUUAUUAUUAAUUAGUACAACAAUCAUUAAGUUCUGAUGUAUUUAGAUUGCAGCACUUACACCUAGGUUUUAUUUUACUUGUACCAAAAAUAGUUACAAGCUAAUUAUACUUUUAAGUUCAGCUGAUGGUAAUGUAUGGUUAAUGUAUGGUAAGUGUUGAGUCAUCAGCACAGACCUAUAGGCCAUGUGGAGAGUGUCUGUGGCUCCGGCAGACCAAGGGGCAUGGACCUUGCAGGGAUCAUUAUGAUGCUCACUUUGCAGCCAGAGUCAUAGGUGGGGAGCCAGCAGGCCACUCGCUGUGUUGCCUCUGUCACACAUGCUUCACUUAUCUUGCCACUCAUGCUUCACUAUCUUGCCUCCUUGCCACUCAUGCUUCACUAUCUUGCUACUCAUGCUUCACUAUCUUGCCACUCAUGCUUCUCUAUCUUGCCAAUCAUGCAUCACUAUCUUGCCACUCAUGCUUCACUAUCUUGCCUCCUUGCCACUCAUGCUUCACUAUCUUGCCACUCAUUCUUCACUAUCUUGCCACUCAUGCUUCACUAUCUUGCCAAUCAUAUUUCACUAUCUUGCCAAUCAUGCUUCACUAUCUUGCCACUCAUGCUUCACCAUCUUGUCAAUCAUGCUUCACUAUCUUGCCACUCAUGCUUCACCAUCUUGCCAAUCAUGCUUCACCAUCUUGCCACUCAUGCUUCACUAUCUUGCCAAUCAUGCUUCACUAUCUUGCCAAUCAUGCUUCACUAUCUUGCCAAUCAUGCUUCACUAUCUUGCCACUCAUUCUUCACUAUCCUGCCUCCUUGCCACUCAUGCUUCACUAUCUUUCCUCCUUGCCUUUCAUGACCAGUGCUUCUGCCAGACCACUAUAUGAUGGUAUUUCAAACUACUCUUUAUCUCUUGGUGACUAGUGAGCCAGCAAGCACGAGCAGCAAUGGUGGCGUGCAGGGAGCUAUAGGCGAACUCUUCUUACCUGUGGUUGCUGCUGCCUAUACGAGACUGUAUCUGGGUAGGAGGCAGUGAGCAUUAGCAAAAAAGAGCAAAUUAAGGUGCCAUUGCCAAGCUCUUCUUGCAUCCAGUUGUCUGCAGCUUUACCCAUUAUUGUUCUUAGGUGAUGCUAAAGUCUCAAGCAUUAGUUUUUUUUAAUUUUACUGGUGCCUUAAUUGUAGGAACCGUCUUGUAGCGAUGAUAUGGAAUAAAUACUUAAUUCAGUCA